Messenger RNA from Neospora caninum, 630 nucleotides. RefSeq names its product putative DNA-directed RNA polymerase II subunit RPB7. Lineage: Eukaryota; Apicomplexa; Conoidasida; Eucoccidiorida; Sarcocystidae. The record is from RefSeq and is a predicted model, not a curated record. The transcript is spliced from 4 exons. Gene Ontology annotation, molecular function: single-stranded DNA binding; translation initiation factor binding; single-stranded RNA binding. Gene Ontology annotation, cellular component: P-body; RNA polymerase II, core complex. Gene Ontology annotation, biological process: positive regulation of nuclear-transcribed mRNA poly(A) tail shortening; positive regulation of translational initiation; transcription initiation at RNA polymerase II promoter. The coding region runs from base 1 to 630 and encodes 209 amino acids.
AUGUUUUUCGUCGUAGAGCAGUGGCACAAUGUGGCCCUCCGGCCUGCGCAGCUCGGGCGUCGGUACACGCAGUACGUCGAUACUUUGCUUCGCCAACAGGUCGAGGGCAAGUGUCUGCACAACUUGGGCUACAUCAUCUGCGUGAUCCGCAUAGUCCACAUGGAGGCUGGCAGAGUGCAGGACGGAACAGGCAUGGUCAUCGUCGCGGCUCGCUACCAAGCUAUCGCCUUCAAGCCUUUCAAAGACGAGGUCCUUGACGCGGUUAUCACCGACGUGAACAAACUUGGGCUGUUCGCCCAGUGUGGACCUCUGAAGGUUUUCGUCUCUCGGGCCUCUCUGCCUCCCUCCUUCGUUUACCAGGAUGAUAGCGCAGUGGGGUGUAUGACAGACGGCGAGGUUGAGCUGCGCGUCGACAGUGACAUUCGGCUUCGGCUGCUCGGCGUGCGCUACGACUCGAUGAAUCUCUUCGCGAUCGCAACGAUCAACGAAAGUUUCUUAGGCCCGAUCCACCACAGCAAUUUGGGAGGUCCAGGCAACGCAGCCUUGUUCGGAAGUCUGGGGCCGGCCUCGUCUGACUUCCUCCCUCCGCAGUCGUCGACGCUUCACUCCCCUCAUUCCCCGACUCUAUGA